AGUCGUCACUCAUUUUAAUAGUCCCUAGUCCCCCACCUCUGUCCCUUCUUCCCUCACUCUCCCCGUCUCCCGUGUGGCUCGAUUCCAAAGUAUAAAAAUCCAAAAACCUCUCACCCGUCACUCGGAAUCAUCACGCCAAAGCAUUUCCCCCCUCCAUAACUGCUCUCUCCGAUCUCCGUCUUCCAUGUUCUUCAGUCCUUCAAAACCCUAGCGCGCGCGAACUGUUAGCAAUGGCGUUCUGGUGGCCGUUGAUUGUACUAGCUCUCGCUUACGGCCUCUGUCGCUUCUUGUUCAUGCUCAUCCCCGUCAAUGUGCCUUCGAUCGACGUCGACGUCUCCGACGUUAUGGAAGGGAAUCAGGCGCAGGAGAACAGCUUCAUUUACAUACCGCCGAGAGGAAGGACGCAGCAGUCGGAAAAGAAAGUUCAGUGCUAUGAACCUGCUACCAUGAAAUACUUGGGAUACUUCCCUGCGUUGUCGCCUUCUGAGGUCGAGGAACGAGUUGCUCUGGCUAAGAAGGCUCAGACAGUGUGGGCAAAGAGCAGCUUCAAGCAGCGACGCCAGUUUCUGAGGAUUCUUCUGAAAUACAUUAUCGAACACCAACAGCUCAUUUGCGAAGUUUCGUCUCGUGAUACUGGAAAGACAAUGGUUGAUGCAUCUUUAGGAGAAAUAAUGACCACAUGUGAGAAGAUUACUUGGCUACUCUCAGAGGGUGAGCGGUGGCUAAAGCCUGAAUACAGAUCAUCUGGGAGAUCAAUGAUUCACAAAAAAGCUAAGGUUGAGUUCCAUCCCCUCGGUGUUAUUGGUGCCAUUGUUUCCUGGAACUACCCCUUCCACAAUGUCUUCAAUCCAAUGCUGGCAGCAGUCUUUUCAGGCAAUGGCAUUGUGAUUAAGGUAUCAGAACAUGCAAGCUGGUCAGGCUGUUUCUACUUCAGGAUAAUCCAAGCAGCUCUUGCUGCUGUUGGUGCUCCUGAUAAUCUGGUUGAUGUAAUAACAGGGUUUGCUGAAACAGGAGAAGCAUUGGUGUCUUCAGUUGAUAAAGUCAUAUUUGUUGGAUCUCCUGGUGUUGGUAAGAAGAUAAUGAGAAAUGCCGCGGAUAAUCUCGUCCCAGUUACACUUGAGCUCGGAGGAAAGGAUGCAUUCAUUGUCUGUGAGGAUGUAGAUGUGCCUCAUGUCGCACAAGUGGCUGUUAGGACCGCCCUCCAAUCAUCUGGACAGAACUGUGCUGGGGCCGAGAGGUUUUACGUUCACAGAGACGUAUACGCUUCAUUUGUCAGCGAAGUUUCCCAGAUUGUAAAAUCUGUUUCAGCCGGUCCGCCACUUACCGGAAGGUACGACAUGGGAGCGUUAUGCAUGCAAGAGCAGUCUGAGAGGCUUCAGAACCUCGUAAAUGAUGCUCUGGAAAAAGGAGCAGAAAUUGUUGCUAGAGGAAGUUUCGGUCACCUUAGUGAAGGUGCCGUCGAUCAGUUCUUUCCCCCGACGGUGAUCGUAAAUGUCAACCAUACCAUGAAGAUAAUGCAAGAGGAGGCGUUUGGACCAAUCCUGCCCAUCAUGAAGUUCAGCACCGACGAAGAGGCGAUCAAGCUUGCGAACGACUCGAGAUACGGGCUCGGUUGCGGUGUGUUCUCCGGCAGUCAGAGACGGGCCAGGGAGAUAGCUUCACAGAUACACACUGGAAUCGCCGCUGUCAAUGAUUUCGCCUCCUCCUACAUGUGCCAGGCAAUAUUCUCUCGCCUUGUUCACUUGAUUUUGCACAAGCUCCUAAAAUGCCUUGGAUUACUAAGAUGGGUUGUUAUAUUGCUGCGGACUGAUGCAUUGCCGUUGUUUCAGUCCUUGCCGUUCGGCGGCGUUAAAGACAGUGGAUUCGGACGAUUUGCCGGCAUCGAGGGGUUGCGAGCCUGCUGCCUAGUGAAGUCGGUAGUUGAGGACAGGUGGUGGCCCUACGUUAAAACCAAGAUACCCAAGCCAAUUCAGUAUCCUGUUUCGGACGGUGGUUUUGAGUUCCAAGAGUCGCUUGUGGAAGCAUUGUAUGGGUUGAACAUACGGGAUCGUCUGCGGGCGCUGGUUACCGUUCUCAAGGCUCUAUCCGAGCAAAACUCCGGCAGUAGCACCAGCAAGCGAAGUGAUUGAGGUAAGCCUGUUGUCACCUGGGCUUGGAAAGCUUGACCACCUGUUGUACUAACCGGCUACUUUGGAAGUUGGAACAGGUUAGGGAGUUUAGGGUUUUUUCCAUUUUUCCAUGGAUAAUCGUUGCGUUUGUCUGGCGCGAAAUAUAAUUGUUGAUAUUGGGCCACACGUAAAGUUGUUCUCUGGGCUGGGUUCUGGACUUCUGGUCGGUUAAAUGGAAUUUGAUCUAAAUCUGACUUUGGCAGAAUAUUUGGUUUCAUUGAAAAAAUUAGAACUAAGGAUUAAGAUAGAUUGAAAUUAGUUGGACUAUGGUUUAGUGGUUCGAUUCUACUUACUGUUACGAUGCUCACCAUUUGUGUUUCAUAAAUAGAACUAUUUGG
Linum tenue is the source of this 2506-nucleotide messenger RNA. NCBI's taxonomy places the organism in Eukaryota, Viridiplantae, Streptophyta, Magnoliopsida, Malpighiales, Linaceae. The record is from the annotation of a GenBank genome assembly.